This is a messenger RNA of Coccomyxa subellipsoidea C-169, 1683 nucleotides long. Its product is annotated as D-3-phosphoglycerate dehydrogenase. The coding region runs from base 1 to 1278 and encodes 425 amino acids. The record is from RefSeq and is a predicted model, not a curated record. The transcript has 9 exons. Gene Ontology annotation, molecular function: NAD binding; oxidoreductase activity, acting on the CH-OH group of donors, NAD or NADP as acceptor. NCBI's taxonomy places the organism in Eukaryota, Viridiplantae, Chlorophyta, Trebouxiophyceae, Coccomyxaceae.
AUGGGGGGCCCAGCACCUGCGGUGCCAGCGCCAGAUGCCACCUGCACGCUACUGCCGCUGACAUCCUUCCCCAAGAACAAAAUCAAAGUGCUGCUGCUGGAGAACAUCAGCCAUACCGCCAUCGAGCUGUUCGAAUCGGAGUGCUUUCAAAUUGAGACGGCUCCUGGAGCUCUGACAGAGCAGGAGCUGGCAGAGAAGCUGAAGGAUGUGCACGUGCUGGGCAUCCGCAGCAAGAUGCAUGUCACGGAAGAAGCCCUGAAGGCCGCGCGCCGCCUGCUGGCCAUCGGUUGCUUCUGCAUCGGCACCAACCAAGUGGACCUGGAGGCGGCGAACAGGAGAGGCGUGCCGGUGUUCAACGCGCCCUUCAGCAACACGCGCAGCGUGGCAGAGUUAGUCAUCGGCGAGGUGAUCGCGCUGGCGCGCCAGCUGGGCGACCGCAGCGGCGAGCUGCACCGGGGGACGUGGAAAAAAGUGGCCAAGGGGUGCUAUGAAAUCAGGGGGAAAACCCUGGGCAUCGUGGGCUACGGCCACAUUGGCUCACAGGUCGGCGUGUUGGCGGAGAUGCUGGGAAUGAAGGUGGUAUUCUUUGACAUCGCCACAAAGAUGCCAAUGGGGAAUAACAGCGCCGUGGCAACCCUGGAAGAGCUGCUGCAGGCCUCUGAAUUUGUCACGCUGCAUGUGCCGCUGAGUGACGCCACCACGCGCAUGAUCAGCGUCGAGCAGCUCAAGCACAUGAAGAAGGGCAGCUACCUGAUCAACGCCUCAAGGGGGUCGGUGGUGGACUUGGCAGCGCUGGCAGACGCGCUCAGAGAGGGGCAUGUGGCCGGCGCUGCCGUGGACGUGUAUCCGACAGAGCCUGAGAAGAACAGCGACGGCUUCACAACAGAGCUGCAAGGCCUGCCGAAUGUGAUCCUGACACCGCACAUUGGGGGGUCCACGGAGGAAGCACAGGCAGCGAUUGGCCGUGAGGUCGCCACCUCACUCAUCAAAUUUGUCAAUCGGGGCACCUCUGCAGGCGCUGUCAACUUUCCUCAGUUGGACUUCCCGCAGGAUUCCAAGUCGCACCGCAUCCUGAACGUGCACCAAAAUGUCCCCGGCGUGCUCAGAAAUGUCAACAGCAUCAUCAGCGAUCUGGAUGUCAACAUCAAGGCGCAGAUGAACAUGACUGACAGCAACAUCGGCUACCUGGUCAUGGAUCUUGACAAGGCAGUGUCCCACGAGGUGGAAGCUGCACUGCGAGAGCUCCCAACCAGCAUCAAGACUCGUAUCCUGUACUGACAGCUGACCUGAAUUUUGUGCCCUAACCCGUCGCACUUGGGAUUAUCCAUGUUGUUAUGAGCUAGCUAGGAUAGCUGUAGCAGCGCUGGCAGACAGCGUGCAUGCAUUGUGCACGGCUGUGAUACCAGUAGGAAGUGGAAAUUUGCUCUUCAUAGAAAUGUCGCGCAGUCGAGACACCCAAGGCCACGUUAUGGGGGGUCUGUAUUUGCAAGUGGCCUCCAGUGGUGCCAGUAGAGCGCUUUAUUGAAUGACCAACUGACCAAUAUGACUUGCAAGGCAGACUCUGCUUGGUGUUUGAUCAGCAAUGGUGCUGCUUGGGGCCUUCAGGGCGAGCUCUGAGGCAUUUAAUUUGAAAGGAACGAUGGAAUUGGUACCAAGCUGGACCUUGUAUAAAGGUGGCAAGAC